AAAAUAAAAGCUUGUUAGGAAACUCGUGGCUUGCCGUAGAAAGCGCCUCCGUUUGGAACGCGGCGUUGCUACGUCGGCGGUCCCGCUUUGUUUACCAGAACCAGCAGAACAGAGUUCCUAUCGGACCGGUUCUGGUCCGGGUGCGACAUGACGCUAAAUCCAGCGAGGAAAAGCGGCGGGCUGUCUGCGGCCAACAGGACCGAACGGCAGCUCCUGCAGGAGCUGGUUUGUCUGAAGGCAGAUCUGGAGCGGGAGCGCGAGGAGAAGAAGCUCCUCCAGCUGCAGAGGGACCACAUGCUGGGCUGGAGGGGAACCGUGGAGGAGAAGCUGGAGGAAGCUGAAGCUAAGCUGAGAAACAUCUGCAAGGAGAAGCAGGAGGCGGAGGAGCGCCACCAAGUGGAGAUCUCUGUCUACAAGCAGAAGCUGAAGCAGAUCCUGUCACAUCAGCAGAACACCUCCCCCCACAACCCGCUCCAGAACCAGAACCUGCAGAGCAGAGGCGUGGAGAAGCGGCUCCAGGAGGCGCUGACGUUGAAUCACCAGGUGGAGCUGAUGGAGAGGAGCAAUGACUACAACCGCAGGCUGCGAGACGUGGAGGUCAGGUUUGAUCUGAAGAUGAAGUCGCUGAUGGAGGAGCAGGACAGGAGGCGGGCGGCGGCCCUGCGACGGCAGAAGAAGGAGGCGUGGAGCCACAUGGCGUCUCUGAUGGAGGAGCACAGCAGAGCGCUGCGAGGAGAAGAGGAGCUCCGCUCUGCUGCUCAGGAGGAGCUACAGGAGGCGCAGCAGCUGAUCAAGGAGCUUUCUGCCGCGCAGGAGAAGAACCAGGGGGUGCAGGAGGCGCAGCAGGAGCUGCAGAGGCGUCUGCAGGAGGAAGUGGCGGAUCUCCAUUCUAUGCUGAAGGAGGCGCAGGAGGAGCUCAGGGAUCUGAAGGAGGAGAACAAACUUCUGCUGCAGGGCUUCUGCAAGGUCCAGCAGGAGCGCGACCAGCUCCUCAGGAGGCAGGAGCAGAGCAUGGCAGACCUGCAGAGGAGGAGCACGCUGAAGAAGGAGCUGCUGGACAGGAAGCUGCUGGCUCUGAGCCGAUUCCUGGAGAGGAAGGAGGCGCAGCUCCUGGUGGCGCCGUCGCCUCCUGCUGACGACCUGCCAGUGAGCGGCGCCGAAGUCGGACUGAACGACUCUAGUUCUGGUGAAGAGCUGGAGGCUCCUUCCUGUAGCUCGCCACGGGCUGAAGGUGGAGCGCCGUGAUGGUCUCUGCGGUCCUAAGCUGAGAACGUCUGAUCUUCAGAACCGGACUCUGCUGGACCCAUCAGUGCGGUCCUGAUCCCUGACGGACAGAGUCUCCUGGAUCUCCUGCCAAGAGUGAGGGACCAACUGAGCAUGUGCAGAGAAUGGCUGUAGUGGAGCGUCCCACACAUUUAACGGAGACCAACGCACUUCUCCGUGUGACCAGCAGGCGGCACUGCAGCCUUUCCUGAAGGAAGACGUUCACUUUGAGGAACCGAAGGCCUCACAGGUUAGCAUGCAACACCAGCUCCAGCUACAACUAAUGACUCGUCUGUUUUGUCAUGAACUGAAAGAAUAAAUCAUUUUUUAAUAAACCCC
This is a messenger RNA of Oryzias latipes (Japanese medaka), 1602 nucleotides long. Its product is annotated as dynein regulatory complex subunit 4. Gene Ontology annotation, biological process: flagellated sperm motility. Gene Ontology annotation, molecular function: small GTPase binding; microtubule binding. Gene Ontology annotation, cellular component: motile cilium; microtubule; Golgi apparatus. The record is from RefSeq and is a predicted model, not a curated record. NCBI's taxonomy places the organism in Eukaryota, Metazoa, Chordata, Actinopteri, Beloniformes, Adrianichthyidae.